Eruca vesicaria subsp. sativa (arugula) is the source of this 267-nucleotide messenger RNA. Lineage: Eukaryota; Viridiplantae; Streptophyta; Magnoliopsida; Brassicales; Brassicaceae. The record is from the annotation of a GenBank genome assembly.
AUGCUUGAUCAUCGAGCUGCACUUCUCUGCCCACUUGCUGAAAUCAAAAUCUUAGGUAUUAAGUGCACUGUUAAUGGCGUUGGAACUACAGGUAUCAGUAAGGCAUUGCAAAACUGGGAACCAGAUAUGAGGACAGCACUUCGAGCUGCUGGGUUUUUGACAAGAGACUCUCGAGAGUUGUGGAAAGGAAGAAACCUGGAAAAGCCAAGGCAAGAAAGAAUUUCCAAUGGGUCAAACAUCAUUAUCAAAGGGAUCCCUGUUUAUUAG